CUCGACUGUAAAAAAAAUAGAGCACCUUAUUAGUUGGAUAAUUACUUAUGUCACUAGAUAUAUAUCGCCAACCUUGAAUGCCGGUAUGAUCCGGUGGAGAUGCUGCUGAGGGAACGGGAUUUAGGGACCCCUGCUGCCUUUUUAUUUUGGCCCGCACGCAAGCCGACCGACCGCGCAAUCCUGACCUCUGCCCUGCGAGCCCCUCCCUCCCCCCAGCCUAGCUUUCCAAGCCUUCCAACAUUUUCCGUGCGCUCGUCCACAGCCAGCCCAGCCCGCCCGCACUCGUCUCUGCGCCUUGGCCCCUGGCUCACCCCCUCCCAAUUUCCUGCGUUGUCCUUCUCUUAAGACCUUCUCGGUGCCCAUCGCAUCGCAUCGCCGCUCUCCACCUCACCUUCAACAGCACACCGGCGUCGACUGUGCGGCUGAACAAAGGGCAGAAACACCACAAGCACCAGUUUGGACCGAGUUCAGCACAAAGGCGGAGACCAACGUUCUCGGAGGAGUCAGCCACCGAAACCCCCGACCGACAGACGGACACGGGACAAUCCAAUCCAUAAUCCAACAAUACCACGCGGUCGCCGCCAGUUGUUCCCAGUCUAUCAAAGAGGAAAGAGGAGGCAAUCAAUCAACUCCGUUACACUGAUCCAAGACCACCCGAACAACAGCAUUGCGCUGGCGUAACGCAACAGCCCACGCCCACGCUCCCUAUCGGCCGAAUCGAUUGUCCAUUCCUCGCUUCUCGCCAUCUAUUUUUCUUCGUCGAUACCAGCAGGCAGAGUCUAGUUUGAGAGAGGGGGCGCCUGACACCACCAACCAUGAAGGCUUUACGGAGGUCCAUCAAGGGGGAGAAGGAGAACAAGCCACAUAUCAGCAUUGCUCCAAAAUCAGCUGUUGCCAUUCAGCCUCCCAAGAAGGUGAUCCGAGCACUCUACGAUUAUGAAGCUUCAAAUCCUCAAGAGUUGAGCUUUUCCCGCGGUGACUUCUUCCACGUUAUCGGGCGCGAGAACGACCAAGAUUGGUAUGAGGCCUGCAACCCCGCUCUUCCGGACGCCCGCGGCCUAGUGCCCGUUGCAUUCUUCCAAGCUCUUGGACGCACCGAGCGUGAUAGUGGCCAGUCCCAACCCGACACGGCCCGCUCAACAAACUCGACAAAAGGCCCGGAUAACGAUUCCGGCUACGGAGAUGCAUCCACCGUCGGCACGGCGACACCCGCCGCCAGCCAGCGGAGCUCCAAAAUCUCCGGAAAGUCUGGGGCUAUGGUGUAUGGUGUUGUCAUGUACGACUUCCAAGCGGAACGCGGGGACGAGCUGGAUGCCAAGGCGGGCGAAGCUAUCAUUGUGAUUGCCCAGUCCAACCCCGAGUGGUUUGUCGCAAAGCCGAUUGGGAGACUCGGUGGUCCCGGUCUGAUUCCCGUCUCUUUUGUCGAGAUCCGAGAUAUGGCGAGCAACACACCCGUGGCAAACCCUCAAGAGUCUGUUCGCAGGGCGGGCAUCCCCAAGGUGGAGGAGUGGAAGAAGAUGGCAGCCGACUACAAAAACUCCAGCAUCACGCUUGGCAAGUUUGAUGUUGGCGGCGCGCCAAUUGAACAAGGCAUGGAGCGCAUGAGUCUCCAGCAGCAACCGAAUGGGCGAACGAGCCAAGUGCCGGCGGGUAACUAUCAGCAACCGCAGUCACCACCACAGCAACAGGCGCAAGUGCAACCCCAACAAGCAUACAACGCGCAGCAGCCAGUCCAGCAACCAGGCUACGCCGCCCGACAAAGCUCAGAAGUUGCUGCUCCGGUAUCCGCUCAGAUUCCCAGAUACUGUUUCGCCGAGGAAAAGUACUGGUUUGUGAUCGAGGCCGAGCUGGAGGACGGACGAACUUGGGAGCUUUCCCGAUACUACGAAGAUUUCUACGAUUUUCAGAUUGCGCUCUUGACCGAGUUCCCCGUAGAGGCUGGUACGACCGGGAAGAAGCAGCGCACGUUACCGUACAUGCCCGGUCCCGUAAAUUACGUCACCGACGCCAUCACAGAAGGGAGACGCCACAACCUGGACGCCUACGUCAAGAGUUUGCUCGCACAGCCACCAUACAUUUCGAAAUGCGACCUGGUGAAGCAGUUCUUUGCGCCGCGGGAAGGAGACUAUGAGAUUGAUCCCACAGCGCAAGGAGAGGAAUACCGGUUGUCUGGCGGAUCCCAGCCAUCCUCGACAGACUCGCCAGCGGAUGGAGCAUCGCGGCAAUCAUCUCGCCAAAACCUCAACUCAAACGGUAAUGGGUACGCUGGCCUUUCCGCGCCGGCACGACAGAUGGGAGGUGGUCAGCCAGCAGUAAGCAGACAAGUCUCCUCCCUGUCACAACCCUCGCAAUCAUCCCUCUCACCAGGCAUCCAGCAACCCGGAGCCCAAAUGAAGGUCAAACUCAGCUACAACGGAGACAUCAUCGCCAUCAAGGUGCCGCAAGAUAUCAACUUCCGCUCCUUGUACGACAGAAUCACCGAAAGACUCAAGAUCCCAGGAGGAGAGAUGGUCCAGCUGUCAUACAAGGAUGAGGCCACGGGUGACAAGCCACCGCUGAUGAGCGACAAUGAUCUGGACAUUGCUCUGAGUCGAAACGAGAAGCUGCUGCUCUAUGUUGAAUAGGUGGUGUAGAGCGUUUGCACGCACGCGUUUUGUUCUCUGUUUCUCUCCUGGUUUACUGGGAUUUUCUCACUUGCGUUUUUACGUUGCACCAAGUAUACCCAACCUCUUUGUUUGUUUUGUUUUGAUGCUAUUCGGACCCCGCAUUGCAACCGACGACGACGAAUCUACAAGAACGCGUUUAUGUUUUUUUGGCCACGGGAAUGGAGGAGGUGGAGAAGGCAGGCCUAUUUAUACCCUCCAUGAAAGAAAGACAAUACCUUGGCACGUUACCGCAUCAGAGCUUGAUAUGUUAUGCCUUUUCUUUGCUUGGAUGCCGGUGGAGGGGGAGAGGGAUGGAAGGAAGCUGGGGCUGGAACGUGGUCACGGAGGGAUCUUGACUAGGUUUUUCUUUUCUUCCUCUGUUGAGUUGUUUCGGUUGUGAUGGAUGGAAUGAAAUGAAAUGUACAUGUGUUUAUGGCAGGCGGGGAUAACAAAAAUGAUGAAUUGUGAUUUUCCUUCUCUGGCUCUUUACGUUUUUGUGUCUCUGGUGGGGAACAUUAUGGUCUUGAGUGGUUGGAGAGAUCGGAAGGUGGUUGAGGGUAGGGGAUGGUGGAUGAAUGCGGUGGGGCUUUGACACUUGUUUCUUGGUUGCGGAGUAGACAGAUGGAUUUGCUUCUUGUUGGGGGUAAUUGAUAAGAUGGUUUGUUUUUGAUGACCGGGUUGUGUUCAUUGAUGCUCUUUUGUGGUAUUGCGAGAGGGAAGCUUCCAUUUGCUCCC
Messenger RNA from Podospora bellae-mahoneyi, 3380 nucleotides. RefSeq names its product bud emergence protein 1 (gene BEM1). The coding region runs from base 816 to 2624 and encodes 602 amino acids. Gene Ontology annotation, cellular component: mating projection tip; cytoplasm. The transcript is spliced from 4 exons. Gene Ontology annotation, molecular function: protein-macromolecule adaptor activity; protein binding; phosphatidylinositol binding. Gene Ontology annotation, biological process: conjugation with cellular fusion. The record is from RefSeq and is a predicted model, not a curated record. Lineage: Eukaryota; Fungi; Ascomycota; Sordariomycetes; Sordariales; Podosporaceae.